This is a messenger RNA of Epinephelus lanceolatus (giant grouper), 1404 nucleotides long. Its product is annotated as kazal-type serine protease inhibitor domain-containing protein 1-like. The record is from RefSeq and is a predicted model, not a curated record. Gene Ontology annotation, biological process: regulation of signal transduction; regulation of cell growth. Gene Ontology annotation, molecular function: insulin-like growth factor binding. Gene Ontology annotation, cellular component: extracellular region. NCBI's taxonomy places the organism in Eukaryota, Metazoa, Chordata, Actinopteri, Perciformes, Serranidae.
AAGAUUCUUUUAUAUCCUGUGCCAUUUCUGAAGCCCGUUUGCCAGUCCUGCCCUGCCCAGAGACACUGGCACAUGAAGAAAGGCAGCAGAAUUGCAAGGAAAGAAAGAUGAGACGAGUCGGAUACCUUAGAGAUGAAGUUUGCUUGCUUCAUUCACUGAGAAUUCCGUUUCUUUGUUAGAGAGGACUUGGAGCUGAUGAAGAAAUCUCAAGGGAGGAAAACAAAAUGGCAAAACACUUCAGCAGGGGUACAUGGUAGGUAAUAAUAACAACGAAAACCAAUCCAACCAUUCAGAGGAGGACAGAGGAGAGGAGACAGAAGGAAACAUUUAAAACUCAGAGGGGGAACAACAUGUGACUGACUGUCAGAGAACAGCAGGCAAUCAGGACUGCCAUCUCUCUUACAAAUUCUGUUCAGUUUGAAACCAUUUUACAAGCUCCUUUUGGAUCAACUCUGUGCCUUCAAGUUGUUACAUCAGGUUUGUUUCUGACUUUGUUUGCUGAUGCAGGUCAGCAGCAUGGCUAAGCUCUGCCUGUGUGUGUGUAUUUCCAUGAGUGUAUGGCUCCACGUUUCCCUCGGGUUGCCACCCCAGCACCUUGGAUGGCUGCGGCUGUGGAAGGAGGGUGAAGGUUGCAGGGAGUGCAAUCAGCACCUCUGUCCCCCACUCCCCAACAACUGUCCUGCAGGUCGGGUGUGGGACGAAUGUGGAUGCUGUGAACAGUGUGCUAACGUGGAGGGGCAGCAAUGUGACCCGGAUGGGGCUCAGAAGUUCUACGGCCGCUGUGGAGAGGGCCUAAUCUGCCAGAGGAAAAUGCCAAAGAGGGGACACAGGGCUGAGCCAGAGCCUACAUGUGUAUGUCAGGACAAGAACCCUGUGUGUGGCUCAGAUGGGUGGACCUAUCCAAAUGUUUGCCAGAUGAGAGAGGCCGGCAGCCGCCAUAAUAUAACCCUCGGGCUCAUUGGAACAGGACCCUGCCACUCUGCUCCCCGUGUCCUUCGAGGCCCCAGAAACCUGUUCAACUACACCGGGAAUGACAUCGUGUUUGGCUGCGAGGUCUCAGCCUACCCUCUUCCAAACCUGGGCUGGAAGAAGACAGGGAUUGAAAACUUCCUGCCGGGAGAUGAUCCUCACAUCUCUGUCCAGGCUCGGGGCGGUCCCCAGCGCUACACUGUGUCUACCUGGCUUCAGAUACAGGGCCUCCACCUUUCUGAUGCAGGAGUCUACUCUUGCAUAUCCUACAAUGCCUUGGGGGAAACGUCUGCAUCGGCACAGCUCACAGUAUUGAGACAGGUGGUAAAGGUGAUGAAAGGCCACGCUGAGGAGGAGCAGGAGUGCUCUGAUCAUCUGGAGGAAGGCAGUGCUGAUGGACAGCUGGCAUCUGGAGAUUACCCGGGAUUCAUUUAA